This is a messenger RNA of Eufriesea mexicana, 2571 nucleotides long. RefSeq names its product TBC domain-containing protein kinase-like protein. Gene Ontology annotation, molecular function: GTPase activator activity; ATP binding; protein kinase activity. Lineage: Eukaryota; Metazoa; Arthropoda; Insecta; Hymenoptera; Apidae. Bases 80 to 2512 code for a protein of 810 amino acids. The transcript has 14 exons. The record is from RefSeq and is a predicted model, not a curated record. Gene Ontology annotation, biological process: activation of GTPase activity; protein phosphorylation.
CAUGAACCUAUAUCGAGACUAAUAAUACAAAUUUUUAUUGAUCUAUAGUACAAAAUUUCGUAAAUUAACUCAAUUAACAAUGUGUCCAGCACUUUUAGAAAAUGAAGAACGAUGUUUUGGUGGAAUGACAUUUUUUGCUCAAAGUCAUCCAGUUGAAGUUUGUGGUAGUAAUGGUUUACCUCUUACACCAAAUUCUAUAACUAUAUAUGGAAAAUCUCAAUUUUUAAAGACUAUUCAUCACCCAAAUUUAUCAACAUAUCUUGAUAUAAUUAGGAGUAAACAUGAACGGAUAGUAGUGGUUGCAGAAUAUAAUGGAGACCCAUUAAACAAUAAAGAAAAUUUAAACAUAGAUGAAAUUGUGAAAAUAACAUUUCAAUGCUUAUUAGGUUUGCAACAUAUGAACAAAUUAAAUUUAGUACAUAGACAUCUAAAUCCUGAAAACAUAUUAAUUAAUAAAAGUGGAAAUUUACAACUGUAUAAUUUUGGUUUAUAUUAUAUGACAGACAGUGGAAAAAAUGUAUCUUUUCCUAUUGGUUAUCCUAAAUAUACAGCACCUGAAGUAUUUCUGAGUCCUGAUGUUAGCAGUCCAAAAGUAGAUUCUUGGUCUCUAGGAAUGAUUAUUGCAGAAUUAUUACUGGCAAAGCCAAUUUGGCCAGGUGUAAAGUUAUCCCAAUGCUUGCGGAAAAUUCUUAGCUUAUUACACUGUGAAACUUCCAUAUUUGAGCGUCUUGCAAGAGAAACUAAUUGUUACAAUGCUUAUAAGGACUUACCUGAUAAAAUAAAAGACUUUGUAGACUCUUGUCUUCAAAUUUACCCUUCAAAACGCAAAGUACCAGAAGAGUUAUUGAAAUUGUCAAUAUUUGAAGAAUUUCUAUUAAAAAAUGAAAAAGAAAAAGAAAAGAAUUUAUAUAAGAAUAUUAUUGUUAGAAAAAUGGAUGAAUUAUAUUAUUUAUGGCAACUAGCAGGAGGAGAUAUUACAGUGGAAUUAAAAAAACAGGGUCUUAUUAGAUCCAGACCUCCUAUAUUAUCCAUUCCAAAUUUAGUAAUACUUUUAGGUCAAAUGUUUGGUAGAAGAGACGCAGCAGGCUUACUCGAUUUACGUGUGGUUAAAGUUCCUCUUGAUACAUUGCGUCAACGUUUGUCUCAUAUUCCAUAUAUAGCAAAUUAUCCAUGGUUAACAAAUCAAAUGCGUGUUCAAUUGCAAGAAGAUUUAAUAGAUGCUGCUUCUCAGUUACCUUUAAUUAUAAGAGAAAGGGAUACGGAAUAUCAAUUUUAUAGGAUCGUUUUAUAUGAUAGAUUACUACAAGUAUAUCCACUUACACGGGAAGCAAUCAUUGAAGAAGCACACAAGGAUAUACCUCCACCUGUUAGAGGGGCUGUUUGGGCAGCAUUACUUGGUAUUACUGGCGAUAUUCAGAAACGUUAUGAUAUGAUCGAUAAAGAAACACCUACGCACACAGAUCGACAAAUAGAGGUAGAUAUACCAAGAUGUCAUCAAUAUAGUGAAUUAUUAUCAUCUGGUGCUGGUCAUGAGAGAUUACAAAGAUUGCUCAAAGCAUGGGUUCGUAAUAAUCCUCAUUAUGUUUAUUGGCAAGGAUUAGAUUCAUUAACAGCUCCAUUUCUUUAUCUUAAUUUCAAUAAUGAAGCUAGAGCAUUUGAAUGUUUGUCUGCAUUUAUACCAAAGUAUCUUCAUAAAUUUUUUUUAAAAGAUAAUUCUGCUGUUAUACAAGAAUACUUAGGAAAAUUUUCACAAAUUAUAGCUUUCCAUGAUCCUCAAUUAGCUAAUCAUCUUAGAUCAAUAAACUUUGUACCGGAAUUGUUUGCUAUUCCAUGGUUUUUAACGAUGUUUUCACAUGUAUUUCCACUUCAUAAAAUACUCCACCUGUGGGAUAAACUGUUAUUAGGAGAUUCUGCAUUUCCACUUUUAGUCGGACUAGCGAUUUUGAAACAAUUGCGUGACUCCCUUUUAACUUCAGGUUUUAAUGAGUGUAUUCUUUUAUUUUCUGAUCUUCCUGAAAUCGAUAUAGAAUUAUGUGUUAAAGAUUCCAUGAUUAUGUACCAAAAUACACCAUCUAGUAUUACUUAUAGGAAACAUCAGUUUAAUCAACCAAAGGAUAUAAAUUGGUUGGAACCGGAACCAAAUACUGAAAAAAUGCCGAGAAUUUUUGUUGAUGAUUUUCUAAAUUUAUUAGAUAGUAGUCCUGAGAGAUUAAUAGCUGUAGAUAUACGCAAUAACAUACAAUUUGAAAGAGGUGCUAUAGUAGGCAGUAUUAAUAUUCCAUUUACAAGUGUACAACUAUCUCAAACUCAUAUUGAAACUCUUGGAUCACAUGCAAAACCACUUGUAGAAAAUAAAAAUAGUAUUGUUGUAAUUAUAGGACCCCAUGAUCAAAAUAAUGCAUUGUUUUCAGAUUUUUUAGUAAAAUGUGGAGUUAUGGGUGUUUGUUCCUUACAAGGAGGAAUUUCUGCUUUACGGGCGAAAUCUCCAAAUGCUAUAGUAGCUGCACGUUAAAAAUUGUAUGUAAUUACUGCGAAUAUUUAAAACUCUUUACUGUAAUAAAUUACACCAAU